CUUUUUCAUUCUUACGUCUCUUAUGUUUUAUAGUCAAAUUCGAAAAUGGAAAAAUUUAAAGUUGUGAUUACUUAUUUUGGCUUUUCAAUUCUUUAUUUAACUUCAUAUGGAAAUGGCCAAAAUAUAUGUCUGGAAUGUGAGAUCUUAGAAAAGUGUAGAGUAAACGAUACUUUUAUGUUUAGCAACAAGAAUGAUUUCCUAAAAAUAGAUUGGAAGGAACCUGGAGAAAUUACGGACCCUAGAAUCGAUGCGUGCCUGAGUCCCGGUAUGAAAAUAAAAGGUAAACUAACGGAUGUGUUAUGCUCUGGUAGUGUUGAUAGAAAAUGUCACGUAAUUCGUCCAAAGUAUAAAUAUGCAGAUCCAAUAAAACUGUGCGCUGCAUGCGGAUACAUAUGCGGGUGCAGAGUUAAUCUUAUGGAUGCUCUAGAUGUAGGAAAGCGUGUUAUUGUGAAUUUCGUACUUAUAUUAUCAUGUUUGCUGGCAUUUUUCAUUAUGGCCAUCUGAAAUAUGGCUUUAUAUAAGUGUAAUUAAAUAUGU
Messenger RNA from Drosophila arizonae, 537 nucleotides. RefSeq lists its product as uncharacterized. The record is from RefSeq and is a predicted model, not a curated record. NCBI's taxonomy places the organism in Eukaryota, Metazoa, Arthropoda, Insecta, Diptera, Drosophilidae.